Molecule: messenger RNA, 3580 nt
Organism: Musa acuminata AAA Group (dessert banana)
Lineage: Eukaryota; Viridiplantae; Streptophyta; Magnoliopsida; Zingiberales; Musaceae
Product: isoleucine--tRNA ligase, chloroplastic/mitochondrial
Exons: 22
Coding region: 162-3356 (1064 amino acids)
Biological process (GO): mitochondrial translation; isoleucyl-tRNA aminoacylation
Cellular component (GO): mitochondrion
Molecular function (GO): isoleucine-tRNA ligase activity; ATP binding; tRNA binding
Source: RefSeq, a predicted model, not a curated record
CCUGCGGGACAUAUGAACCAAACCCUCCGGUUCUCCUCUUCCUCCUUAUCCCCCCUCCCACUCGCCUCCCUCCGCCGUAUAAACGGCGGUUGGCUCUUGUAUCCAUGACUCCUCGCUAACCUCUCCACCGCUCCUCCGCCGCCGCAGCUAGUCUCCUCACCAUGCGGGCCUCCUCCUCCCUCGUUUCGCCUCCCAGGAUUGGGCUUCACUGUCGAAAUUCUCCUCUUCUUCGGCCUGUUCUGUUCGUGCGACCUUUCUGCACCGAACUCGCCGAAGGUUGUCUUGGCUCCGGCUCGAAACGGAGAGCUCGCGGACCCGUGAUGGCAGCGAAGAAGGCUUCCGAGGGUGCGAAGCAAGAGGGGAAGUAUAAGCACACAGUGGAUUUGCCCAAGACAACUUUUGGCCUGAGGGCAAAUGCAGUGGUAAGAGAACCUGAGAUCCAGAAGCUGUGGGAGGACAAUCAGGUAUUUAAGCGAGUGGCGGACAGGAAUACUGGGGGGAGUUUCGUUCUUCAUGAUGGCCCACCUUAUGCAAACGGAAGUCUACACAUGGGCCAUGCUUUAAAUAAGAUUCUGAAGGAUAUUAUCAACCGUUACAAGCUUCUUCUGAACUAUAAAGUUAAUUUUGUUCCUGGUUGGGAUUGCCACGGUCUUCCUAUAGAAUUAAAAGUUCUGCAGUCACUGGAUGAAGAUACCAGACGAGAAUUGAAGCCCUUAAAGUUGAGACAAAAGGCUGCAAAGUUUGCAAAAGAUACUGUGAACAUUCAGAUGAAAUCUUUUAAGCGCUUCGGGGUAUGGGCAGAUUGGGAUAGACCAUAUCUAACCCUUUCACCAGAGUAUGAAGCUGCACAGAUAGAAGUUUUUGGUCAAAUGGCACUGAGAGGAUAUAUUUAUAGAGGUCGAAAGCCUGUCCACUGGAGUCCAUCUUCAUGUACGGCUUUGGCAGAGGCUGAAUUGGAGUAUCCUGAAGGACACAUUUCUAGGAGCAUAUAUGCAACAUUCAAGAUUAUUAGUGCACCUCCACCUUCAUGUCACUUGCUUGAGGAAUUCUUUCCAGAGUUGUGCUUGGCCAUAUGGACAACUACUCCAUGGACUAUUCCAGCAAAUGCUGCUGUUGCUGUUAAUGCUAAGCUUGAAUACGCAGUAGCUGAAGUGCAUCAUGCUUUGGAAGAUGCAACAAUAUCUGAGAAGAAGCAAACGAAGGCUGGCAGGUUAUUGAAAAUUAGUGAAAGAAAGCCUUUCGUUAUAGUGGCUUCAGAGCUCGUGCCCAUGCUUGAGUCUAAGUGGGGGGUGAAGCUUGUGGUCAAGAAAGCUUUCCUGGGAUCAACUCUGGAGAAUUGCAGGUAUGUUCAUCCUUUAAAUGGCAAGGAAUGUCCUGUGGUACUUGGCGGAGACUAUAUUACAACAGAGUCGGGAACAGGAUUAGUUCAUACUGCUCCUGGUCAUGGUCAGGAAGAUUACAUAACUGGCUUGAAAUAUGGACUACCUAUAUUUUCUCCUGUGGAUGAUGAAGGAAGGUUUACUGAGGAAGCUGGUGAAUUUAAUGGUCUGGAAGUCCUUGGGGCUGGUAAUGCUGCUGUUGUGAAGCGCCUGGAUGAACAACUAUCGCUUGUUCUAGAGGAGCCAUACAAGCACAAGUACCCAUAUGAUUGGAGAACAAAGAAACCAACAAUAUUUAGAGCCACCGAACAGUGGUUUGCUUCUGUUGAUGGGUUCCGCCAGUUGGCUAUGGAUGCAAUUAACAAAGUAACUUGGAUUCCUGCACAGGCAGAGAACAGAAUCAUUGCUAUGACUUCUAGCCGUUCUGACUGGUGUAUUUCACGACAAAGAACUUGGGGGGUUCCAAUUCCUGUUUUUUAUCAUGUUCAUUCAAAAGAACCACUGAUUUCUGAAGAAACGAUUGCACAUGUUAAAGCUGUUGUGUCAAAGAAGGGUAGUGAUGCCUGGUGGUACAUGUCAACAGAGGAACUUCUUCCUCAUAAAUAUCAAAACAAUGCUUCAGAAUACUAUAAGGGAACUGAUACCAUGGAUGUUUGGUUUGACUCUGGCUCAUCUUGGGCAGCAGUGUUAGGAAAAAGAGAUGGCCUUCAUUUUCCUGCGGAUUUGUAUCUCGAAGGUAGUGACCAGCAUCGUGGAUGGUUCCAAAGCUCCUUGUUAACCAGUAUUGCAACAACAGGAAAUGCUCCUUAUUCAUGUGUCAUAACCCAUGGCUUUGUACUUGAUGAAAAGGGUAUGAAAAUGAGCAAAUCUCUUGGUAAUGUUGUUGAUCCAGAUAUUGUAAUUAAUGGAGGAAAAAAUUCUAAGGAUCAACCUGGUUAUGGAGCUGAUGUACUUCGUCUUUGGGUUUCUAGUGUCGACUAUACUAGCGAUGUGUUGAUUGGUCCCCAAAUCCUCCGUCAAAUGUCUGACAUGUAUAGAAAACUACGGGGAACAUUGCGGUUUCUGUUGUCAAAUCUUCAUGAUUGGAAAACAGAGAAUUCUGUUCCAUAUGAUGAUCUUCCAAAAAUUGACAAAUUUGCAUUAUACCAACUUGAAAAUGUUGUGAAGACAAUACAGGAUGGUUAUGAGCUUUACCAUUUCUACAAAAUAUACCAGAUUAUUCAACGUUUUGCCAUUGUUGAUCUAUCAAAUUUCUAUCUUGAUGUUGCUAAAGACCGACUUUAUGUGGGGGGUACAGCCAGUUUUACUAGGAGGAGUUGCCAAACGGUUCUUGAAGCACAUCUUCUUACCAUUGUUAGAUUAAUUGCUCCAAUUUUGCCACAUUUAGCUGAGGAUGUAUGGCAAAACCUCCCUUUUGAAUACAUUACAGGAGACGGAUCUAUUGUGAAAUUUGUUUUCGAGUUGAAAUGGCCGGUUCCAAAUGAAAAUUGGCUCAGGAUGCCUGCUGAUGAUGUUGAUUUUUGGAGGACAAUCCUCGAGUGUACCGUUAACCAGUUGAGGUCAGAGGUGAACAAAGUCCUAGAGAAUGCUAGAGCUGGAAAGUUGAUUGGGUCCAGCUUGGAAGCAAAGGUUUAUCUUCGUGCCUCAGAUGGUGUUGUGACCUCCAGAUUGCAGGAAUUGUGCAUGGCUGGGAAUGAAGCUGAUGCUCUGCAUAGGAUUUUUAUAACAUCUCAGGUUGAAGUUCUAAGUUCACCAAAUACCGAAUUGGUUACGAGCAUACCAUAUGCUGGCAACUACACCGAUCAAAGAAGUGGUGAAAUUUGGAUUGGAGUUUCUCGGGCCGAAGGCAUGAAAUGCGAGAGAUGUUGGAACUAUGAACCUCAAGUUGGUUCAUUUGCAGAUCAUCCGACUCUUUGUGCGCGUUGUUAUGACAUCAUCAAUGUUCAACCACUUCCAGCUGCUGCAGGUGUCAGUUGAGAAUUUGAUACUUCUUGAUGAGGUUUCUAAUUCUGUUUCUAGAGUUUGGAGCUGACUCCACUAUCACAUUUUUCCUCGUUCUGAUAAGCCAAAACGGUGAUCGUUCAUUCUUUAUUGAGAAUGUGAACUCGAGUAAGAAUAGGAGAGAAGAAAAACACAUUUUGUGAUUGCUACAAUAUACAUUAAGUUAUGAUUUAUACAAAAAUUGUUGGGACUUAUGAAUA